Molecule: messenger RNA, 3453 nt
Organism: Plasmodium inui San Antonio 1
Lineage: Eukaryota; Apicomplexa; Aconoidasida; Haemosporida; Plasmodiidae
Exons: 3
Coding region: 1-3453 (1150 amino acids)
Source: RefSeq, a predicted model, not a curated record
AUGCAAAUUAUUCGCGUCCUCCUGUUUAGCCUCCUCAUAGCAGCGUCGUCGCCCACGAGCAGCAGCAAGAGCCCCCAUAGCAACCCCCAGAAGGACAAGCCAAAAGGAAAAAACGGUAAUGGCAGGGAGGUGACCACCCCCGCGGAGGAAACCAACCAUAGUAGUGACAUCCAGAGAGGUGAAAACGAAGAAGAAGGAGGAGAAAAAUUAAAAAGAGUGACCCAUGGAGGAGACGAAGAAGGGGAAGACUCGUUAGGCCAAUCGGACGAGUUAGACGAUGAUACAAAGGAGCCCCCCCGCGGAGGGACUGACAAAGGCGGGGACCGAAUUAGCGGCGGCAACAGCAUCGACGGGAGCAGCAUCGGCGGCAGCAGCGGAAGCAGUAACGAUGAACGUCGAAGCGAAAACAACAGGGAGGGCACUUCCAAUGGACGAAGCGUCUUCGGAACCUUGCUCAGUUUUAUAAACGGAGGUAACUUUGGUGACGACAUGAACGUAAAGCAGGUGCCCUUCCAUCCGCAAGAAGGCAACUUUAAGGAUGAAACAUCCCAUGAGGAGAAACUAACUAGCCAAUUUUUGAACACGCUGAAGAACAGCGAAAUGAAUCACACAGUUGGGGAUAACAUACCCAUUAGAAGGAAGGACAAAGAGAAGCAGUGUAUCUACAGUUAUGCACUAUUUGGUCAAGGGGCGAAGAGGAAAACGAUACUGGAUAGGUCGUUGGAGGAGGAAGACAACUUUGAGGAGAGUGCCGCCGUGGAAGGAGAAAACCCUCCAUUUGGAGAUCGUCAUCAGGGGGAGGACCCACAAGAAGGGAUAGAGGCGGAAAAGGUUGAUAAAGGCGACCAGUUGGGAGAUGACACUGGAGAUCACCCUAUGGAGGAGGUCGAAGGUGAGGGCACGCGCGAUUUUUUGAACUUUGAGAAGGAAUUCAUGAAAAGGGAAGAGCAGGAGGAAGGAGGAGGAGCAACAGGAGCAACAGCAGGAGCAGCAGGAGGGGGAGAAGCAGGACGAGAGGCGACGGAGCAGGUUGGGGAGAGGGAAGCCAACGUGUCAAGUCACAACCGAAGCGGUGCGAAGGGAAAGGCGGACGAUGGCACCGCGGGGAGGAGGGAAGGAAAGAAAAAGGACCCAAACGAUAAGGAGCAGAAAGGGAAGGAGAGGAACUGGCCAGCCCAGGCCGGCGAAGUUCACCGGGCUCAUGUGGACACCCAUGCUGAUGACACAACUGAUGAUGUUUACCCGCUGGGGAGCGCCCCCCCGGGGGAGACGGACGAGCAGGACGCAUUGCUCAUCAACAAGCCGGAAGCAAUAAAGUACUUCUUCGAGGUGCUGACGGAAGUAUGCGCGAUUAUCAGGUUGGGGGUGAUUCACCGCUUCACCCACGUUGUGAUUCCCAUAAAGAAUAUCAUCGUGUCGAAGACGCUGCGUCAAAUUGAAGUGGUCCUAAUGACCAUGUUAUCUGUGCACAGACUGGCUAGCCACAAAUACAGGGACACGUACGGACUCAGCAUCAUCGCACUCUUGGUGUACCUAAUGAUAUACCUCAUAAAAAGGUACAUAUACGGGGGGGGAAAAAAAAGGAGAGAAGAGCAUUCCUCGAGUAAGGCAGACGAUGUGUAUGUAGUGAAUCUGUUAAGAAGAAUCUUAUCCUUGGUGGAGACAAGAAAGACAAUGAGCAACUCGGAAGAAGGGUUUCUUCACGAUGUCCUCUACAACACGGAGACCUUACUAGCCACCACCAACAUCACGAACAAGGAAAACAAACAGAUCUACACAGACAUCAUAGCCAGUAUUAAUAACCUUGGAAUAUUUACGUACGUUUCAACUCAGGCUUUAAAAAGCAUAAACCAGAAAUCAGAUUUGUUGCUAAGUGGGUUCAGUGGAGGGAGUGCUGUCAGAGUGGGAGAGCAGGAGGGCAUACUGGACAUGGACCCUGAUAUGGACCUCGAUAUGAAUGGCUUGCAUGGAAUGGCGCUGGAUGGUCUGGCGCAAGAUGGUAUUCCGAUGGAUAGUAUUCCCUUUGAUGGUACUGCGUUGGAUGGUAGCGCGUUCAGUGGAAGUGCAAUGGGGCUUAGUUUAGGAGGGGGCAUGGGGGCUUCCUUGCGGAAAAGGGGCUUUCCCAGCGGUAUGGAGACGGGCCUACCCAACGGUAUGGAGACAGGCCUACCAAACAGUAUAGGAGCCUCCUUACGAAGUGGCAUGGGGGCUGCGCUCCCUCCCGGAGCAGGAGGGCACAUGGUAGACGAUGUCUACGACGUGAACAAUAUGCAAAACAAUUUUGGCGACGACCCCUUGUAUGGGGACAAUAGCGUGAGGAACAAGAUGCGCUACAGUCUGUUGCAGCAACAGAAUGAUAAGUUCGAGGAGGGAGACCUUCUCGCCUACAAGAAGGGCACCGACAACUACGACUUGGUUGGCCACGGGCUUGAGGCAAACGGUGGAGGUAACUUCCGAUACGGGGGGGUGGAUGCGAUGAACAGGGCGGAUGCGAUGAACAGGGCGGAUGCGAUGACCAGGGCGGAUGCGAUGACCAGGGCGGAUGCGAUGAACGCGAUGGACGCAGCGAACGCAAUGGACGCCGCCAGUACAGCCAACCUCGUCAGCGCGGCCCAUUUCUCCCACUUCGCCCCGACCCAGGAGUACCCAAAAGAGUACCCAAAACAGGGGGAGGAUUUUCCUAACGAGAACUUCAACCGCAGAAGCAGCUUUUCCCAUGUGUCCAAACCUUCCAAUCAGAUGAACGGAGACGAGGUGACUAAGGAGAAUGGUGGGAAGACCAGUCAGGGCAGACCCCGAGGAGUGGAUCCUCCCGCUCCUCCCCCUGCGAUGCGGUAUAUGUCGAGCGAGCACCUCCAGGACGGGCUGAACGGCGCGCAUAAUGGGGCCACGCAGAGUGCGCUGCAGAGUGGGCCUCAAACUGGGCUGCCAACUGGGCUGCCAACAGGGCAGCAUAGCACAGCACAAGUUGCCCCACAUAAUAUCCCCCCGCCGGUCCAACCGCCCCCCUCGAUGCCCCCUCCACCGAUUUUCCCCUUCGUCCACGACCCAAAUAACGGCCACAUGCACCCCAAAGGCGAAGUGCAUACAAAGAGCUACACCGGUCAGCUCGGCCCCCCAAAGAAAACCUCUGCCGGGUUGAACACGGGCCCUCCAGAAAAGGACGCCAACUCAGGGGACAGCGCCUUCCCCGUGCAUGGAAGCCUAAGCAUGAUGAGCAGCAUCCCCCCGGAGGAUACCCUCUCCAGUGUGAAAAAGGACGACUUGAUGACCCACGUGCCGGGCCCGCAGGCGGCCUUCUCUGAUGACCCCCCAAGUGGGGCGGCCGCCCCAUCAAAGAAGGACUCCCUCCAGAAUUACGCGCCACCCCCCGUCUCGUACAUGCCACCAGCCCACCAAGUACUGGAAAGCGCGUCCAACCGGAAUCAGAAGUACCUUACACAGAGGAAGUAA